Molecule: messenger RNA, 1891 nt
Organism: Danio aesculapii
Lineage: Eukaryota; Metazoa; Chordata; Actinopteri; Cypriniformes; Danionidae
Product: peroxisomal succinyl-coenzyme A thioesterase-like
Exons: 11
Coding region: 189-1523 (444 amino acids)
Biological process (GO): acyl-CoA metabolic process; fatty acid metabolic process
Molecular function (GO): fatty acyl-CoA hydrolase activity
Source: RefSeq, a predicted model, not a curated record
GUCAUCAGCAGUAGCCCUUGCUGAACUGCAGAUCUUCAUUCAUUACUGCAGGCGACGUUAGUGGACGACAGUAUUAUAAAGUUUUACCAUUAAUUUCGUCAAGGUCACAUUUCAACAAUUUGGACUUAAGCUUGAUACAUUUAGCAACACUUCCGUCUGGGUCUUACAAAAAAAAGUCGCGUGCUACAAUGUUGAUUUUUUUUUUUUUUCAUUUUACUACACUAACUUUGAGCACUGAGAGUAGGAGAUGUCCUCUGUUAACUGUUCAGCCAUGUCGAGGAAUGGUGGACGAGAAGUUUGAAGUCGUCAUAAAGAAUUUACUGCCAAAACAAGAGGUAACGCUACAUUCUCUACAUCAGUCUGAAGAUAAAGACUUCUGGGAGGCUUUUGGACACUAUAUCAGUGAUGAACAUGGAACAGUAACAGUGGCAAAAGAUAAAAGUUUGGGAGGCACAUAUGAAGGCACAGAGCAGAUGGGUUUGCUGUGGAGCCUGAGGCCUGUACCAGGAAGUCGAUCUGCACUCAGGUUGCGCAAGAUGAAUGUACUCACACCGAUGGUAGUUAACAUAUCAGUCUACAGUGGGCAUCUGUCUCAAGAAUUCAGUCAGACUUCUGCGCUGGCCACAACUGUCACAGAGCGCUGGUACAUGGCACCUGGUGUACAGAGGGUGAACAUAAGGGAGAACGGAGUUCGAGGAACUUUGUUUCUUCCCCCAGGCCCUGGGCCAUAUCCAGGUGUGCUGGACCUAUGGGGAGGAGGUGGUGGAUUGAUUGAAUAUCGUUCUGCUCUGCUUGCAUCUCAUGGCUUUGCAUGUAUGGCCCUUGAAUACAUAUCUCCAGCAAAGCUGAAAAACACUGAUGUUGAUAAUACAUACUUUGAGAAAGCAUACCAGAUCUUGCAAAAUCAUCCGUUAGUACAGAAGGACAAGAUGGCGAUGCUUGGGUUGUGUUUUGGAAGUGCCAUCACAUUCAGUAUGACUGCCUACUCCACAGUCAUCAAGCCCCAGUGUUGUGUGUGUAUCAGUGGAAGUCAUGUGGUUCCUGUUAAUAAAUGCAUCUUUGAAGUCUUCGAGGACAUAAAAAAGCUAAUGGGUAAAGUACAAGAGAAUGAGGACAACCAUAUAGUGACCAGAGGCAUGAUCUUGCCGAUUCCCACAGACCCGGCUCUCAAAGCAGACGUUGGGAAAAUAAAGUGUCCUCUUUUGUUGGUGAAUGGUACUGAUGAUCAGAAUUGGGCUACUAAUGAAUCUGCCGAAGACAUUGAGAUGAUGAUGGAAAAAGCAGGAAAUCGACACCUGCUGACUGUCUUGACGUAUCCUGAUGCUGGUCAUCUGAUUGAACCUCCAUACACACCUCAUUUCAGAGCAACUAACUUCCUUCUGCAUGACAUGAAGGAGAAAGUUGUCAUGCUGUGGGGUGGACAAACUAAACCACAUGCAUACGCUCAAGAGGACUCAUGGGAGAAGAUUUUAGCAUUUUUCCAAGAACACCUCUACAGUUCAAACGUUAAGGCCAAACUGUAGUUCCUUCAUUUGAAACUGUGAUAUAUGACCAACUUCAUUUCAAAAUGCCAUUAAAUGCAAUGAUUAUGCUGCCAGUACUUGAUUUUUGUUUGUGGAGAAAGACACUUUAGAUCAUGGGUCUCAAACCCAAUUCCUGGAGGGCCACAGUUCUGCACAGUUUUGCUCCAACCCUGAUCAAACACAGCUGAUCCAGCUAAUAAAGGUGUUCCAAAACUACUAGAGACUAUUAAGCAGCUGUGAGUUGGAGCUAAACAAUGCAUGAAUUGAGUUUGAGACCACUGCUUAAGAUCAUUUUGACACACUAUAUUUUCUUCUUUUGUAACCACAAUCUACCUCUGCUUAAAAUAAAAGCAUAAAUAAUAAUUUGA